AUGUCGCGACUAGGAACUCAGCGAACAUUUUACAAGGAUCUGCAACAGCUUUACAAGACCGUUGAGAGUUCAACCGAUGAUCAAGCAGAAAUUCUUGGAAUUGACGAGAUGACGCAGGGUGUGCACAAGAAAACCAUCUUUUACUUUCUUGAAACUCUAUGUGAUUCACACCACAACGAAGAAUUGGGUAAUUUAAGCAGUUACCUCUUUAGUGGAGUUAAAUUACGUGAGUAUCAAUCAAAUUCGGACACUUGUCAAACGUCCAGUUCUUGUUGUUGGUAUCCAGUAUAUGACGAUGCAGUCGAUUACUCCUACGUUGAUUACGGAGAAUACGAAUCUUCCCUGGAUCUUGAGUACUUAUUCAAAAUAAACGAACCCUUCGUGGCACCUGGAGAGAUUUCUGUCCUUGGGCACUUGAAGAUUGGUUUAGGAUACAGGGAUUAUAUUUUUGGGGGGUUGUUCUUUGAAAGAGAACGAGGCAAAGCAGAUUCCGAGUGCUUCCUUUUUAAAGAUGAUGAUAGCUAUCAAGGUAGUGAUGGAUUCGGACGCCUUUUCAAUUUCGAGAACUUAGAGGAAGGUGAAGAAAGAGGUGACUAUGGUGAUGAUGCAACUGCUGUGGACACAUUGAAGAUGGAAAUUGAAUCGGACGUCACAGAGAAUGAUGAAGAAGUUUCCGAGGAUGAGGUUGAAGUGGAGAUUCAUGUACCAGAGAACAUUGUCAGGGAUGAUGCGCAAUCAAUUUCAACAAUGUCAACAGACACUUAUUAUGAAGAAUAUAGAGACAUUCUUAUAUAA
Molecule: messenger RNA, 795 nt
Organism: Rodentolepis nana
Lineage: Eukaryota; Metazoa; Platyhelminthes; Cestoda; Cyclophyllidea; Hymenolepididae
Source: the annotation of a GenBank genome assembly